AUGGCUAAUUCAGCGUCUGGUAUGAACGUAGACGAUGAGUGCAAGCUCAAGUUCUUGGAGUUGAAAUCAAAGAGGAAUUAUAGGUUCAUUGUAUUCAAAAUUGAUGAGAAGGCUCAGCAAGUUAUGAUAGAUACGGUUGGGAAUCCAGAACAAACUUACGACGAUUUCACCAACUGUAUGCCUGAGGACGAGUGCCGAUAUGCUGUCUACGACUUCGACUUCACCACCCCUGAGAACUGCCAGAAGAGCAAGAUCUUUUUCAUCGCAUGGUCACCUGAUAUAUCAAGAGUGCGGAGUAAGAUGCUGUAUGCAAGCUCAAAGGACAGAUUCAAGAGGGAAUUGGAUGGCAUUCAAGUUGAAUUGCAAGCAACUGAUCCUAGCGAGAUGAGCCUCGACAUCAUCAAAGGACGAGUCAACCUCUGA
This is a messenger RNA of Microthlaspi erraticum, 423 nucleotides long. NCBI's taxonomy places the organism in Eukaryota, Viridiplantae, Streptophyta, Magnoliopsida, Brassicales, Brassicaceae. The record is from the annotation of a GenBank genome assembly.